This is a messenger RNA of Aspergillus brunneoviolaceus CBS 621.78, 817 nucleotides long. RefSeq lists its product as uncharacterized. The transcript has 5 exons. NCBI's taxonomy places the organism in Eukaryota, Fungi, Ascomycota, Eurotiomycetes, Eurotiales, Aspergillaceae. Bases 269 to 817 code for a protein of 182 amino acids. The record is from RefSeq and is a predicted model, not a curated record.
CCCUCAUUGACCAUUCAGAGCACGGGGGCAAACUGCAGACAAGUACCUACUAGUAGACACACCCUAGGUACAUGUUUGAGUAAAUUCAGUGCAGGUGAAGAAGGAACUCCCUCUUCCCUUUGCUUGACUCGGUCCGAAAAUCAGACACAGAAAAAAAGGAAAGGAAAGGAAAUACCGUGGACAACACCUGGUACUGACAACGAAGGUGGAAGGGAAAGUGCCCAAAGUUCAUCAUCAACAUUCCCCACUCGUUCUGUACCGAGCAACAAUGCGCAUUCGCUGGUUAGUACCGCCUCUUCCGUUUGCCAGGCCGAUCAUCUGCUACCAACACUUGACUCGCACAACAAACGGAUGUGACAAGGAAAGGCGUGGAAAGCAGAAAUGCCAGCCGUGGUUGACCGACGGCGGUGGGUAUCCUGGCUAUAAGGAACCAAAGUCUAAUUGCAUACUGGCUGAGAUUCUUCCCACUGCGAAAAACGGGUCUUCCACCACUACAUGUGCUCUACUCAACCCGGAAAUUCAUUCAGUGGUCUGUCUCCAAGAGCUCUGGAGAUAUCAGUCUGAUAUCACCCCCUGGGUUUUAGCGACGAUCAUGGCGAAAUUAUUCAUCCGUCCGUCCUCCACAUUGCUCAGCGACAUCCUUGACUUGCGGGUACUGACUCUGAGUUUCACUGCAGGACUUCAUUGCCUUCUUACUACAUACAGCUGCCUUUUGUUCUUACCCGAGGUUAUUGGCUUGAUUAUUUGUGAAACCCAGUCAGCCUUGAAGUACAGGGGAUUUGCCGCCCCUCAGGUGCUCAAUUUAAAUAAUCAAUAA